AUGUCAGCGGGUUGCCCGGACAACCAUCUGUCAGUUUCAAUCAUUAUGCCGGCUAUGUCACUGUUAACCAACAUAAUGGCAGAGCCCUCUUUUAUUGCCAUCAACAAACCACAAAACAAACCUCUCGUCCUUUGGCUCAACGGAGGUCCUGGAUGCUCAUCAAUAGGCUUUGGGCAAUCACUAGAGCUGGGACCUUUCUUUCCUCAGAAAGGGACGAAGCCAGAGCUCAAGUUCAACAACCAUACAUGGAACAAAGCGGCCAAUUUACUGUUUUUGGAAUCUCCCGUUGGCGUUGGAUUCUCAUAUACAAACACAACUAGUGAUCUCAGUCACCUUGGUGACAACAUGACAGCUUCCGAUUCCUACAACUUUUUGGUGAGUUGGUUCCAAAGGUUCCCACAAUAUAAAUCUCACGACUUCUACAUUGCUGGGGAAAGUUACGGAGGCCAUUAUGUCCCUCAGCUUGCGAACCUUGUUGUUGAGAAAAACAAAAUUGCACUUAAAGACCACUUGAUUAACAUCAAAGGAAUUUUGAUAGGGAAUGCAGAGCUGGAUGAUGAAACAGACCAAAAAGGAAUGAUAGAGUAUGCGUGGGACCAUGCGGUUAUAUCGGACAGUUAUGGAAGAAGGAGGCCGUUAUCUGGGUACGACCCUUGUGCCUAUUCGUAUACUGAUGUUUAUUUUAACCGAGCGGAUGUCCAACGUGCUCUUCAUGCUAAUGUCACUGGACUUCGUUAUCCCUGGACAAGUUGCAGCGAUGCCAUUGAGAAGUGGAAAGACGCUCCUUUCUCCAUACUCCCUAUCCUGAGACAACUUAUUGCUGCGGGGCUACGCAUUUGGGUUUACAGCGGAGAUACAGAUGGUAGAGUGCCAGUUACAGCGACGAGGUACAGUUUAAGAAAGUUGGGUUUGCGGGUGAAACAUGAUUGGACUGCAUGGUAUACUAACAACCAACAGGUGGGUGGAUGGACAGUUGAGUAUGAUGGUUUAACGUUUGUGAGUGUAAGGGGAGCUGGGCAUCAAGUUCCUACUUUCAAGCCAAGAGAAGCCCUUCAGCUCUUCCAACAUUUUCUCAACAACCAAACCCUUCCCUCUAAACCCUUUUGAGUACCAUAUCAUCUAUAUAUCUAUCUCCAUAAAGAAAGAAAGAAAGAAAGAAAGAAAGAAAGAAGGUUGUAAGAACCAACUUUGAUCCAUUAUUGUUUCUCAAACAUUUAUAAAAUUAUUAUGUACUUUUUUAUUAUCCAGUCACGAUUAAUUUGGCUGUUGCAAGUUUGAUUUUGUUGAUCUUAUGAUCUAUGUAAUGAAAAUUGC
Molecule: messenger RNA, 1314 nt
Organism: Striga asiatica
Lineage: Eukaryota; Viridiplantae; Streptophyta; Magnoliopsida; Lamiales; Orobanchaceae
Source: the annotation of a GenBank genome assembly